AAGUGGAGAGAAAGAAGUAAACCAAAAAUCAAUCAAUCCCACUACCACUAGUAAUAGUAUCUACCAUUACCAAUUUCCCUUCAAUCUCUUCUUCACUUUCUCUCUCUAACCUCUCUCUCUCUCUACUUACUCUCUGGCUGCCAUAUUUCAGUACUCAUGGACUACUUUAGGAAGAGUGGGCAAAUUCCAGCAUUUGGUGACUGGGAAAACGCAAAUGAUUUGCCAAUCACUCAGUAUUUUGAGUGCGCCAGGCAGGCCGGCCUCCUCCGCUCCAGCUGCUCCGGUGAAUGCGCCGCCUCUUACAUCAACAACUCUGCCUCUUGGGGCGGCGACGGCGGCGGUGAUCUUUACGGAUUUGGUUUCGAGAAACCUCUGCCUCGCCGGGAUUAUAAUGCUGUUCCUCAAAGAAAGGUAAAAGUAACAAACUAUGGUUAUCCAAAUCCCAAGAUGCAGAGAAAGCAAGUUAAGGUUCGCGACUUAAUGGAUCAACCGAGAAAACAGCCCUUGUCCGAUCAGAAGACAAAGCACUAUCCGAAACAAAGUACAAUGUCGCGUAACCUAGUCUCGCAGAAAUCCUCGACUAAUGUCAAACCGGUAGACGAAGAUCUUUACAAGAUCCCCUCCGAGCUUCUCGAAAAUUCCAAACGAAAAAAAAUGCUAGGGUUCUUCUCGAGAUGCAUGGUUCCUCCCUGUGCGGCAUGAGUUCGAACUCGAAUGUUCGAUCGACCAUUAAUUAUUGCAUGCAUCUGCAGAUUAUAUAUCAAGACAACUUAUUGUCAUCUUGUAGUUGUUGCCACUAAUUAUAUAUAAGCUGAACUGAAAACCACUUAAUUAUGUAGUAUCAUGAUAUGGAAUUUCAUUAAUUACAAUAAUGCCCAGACUCUGCAUGUUAUGUAUUAUUAAUUAAUUGCCAAAGAUGUAAUAUUGGUAGGGAAAUCAUACAAAGCUUCAAAAUCUCCAAACCUUAAACAUGAUUUUGCAAACGAUGGCCUUCAACUUGGCUUUUGAUUA
This is a messenger RNA of Erythranthe guttata (spotted monkey flower), 1011 nucleotides long. Its product is annotated as ubiquitin hydrolase. The record is from RefSeq and is a predicted model, not a curated record. Lineage: Eukaryota; Viridiplantae; Streptophyta; Magnoliopsida; Lamiales; Phrymaceae.